Molecule: messenger RNA, 1812 nt
Organism: Diaporthe citri
Lineage: Eukaryota; Fungi; Ascomycota; Sordariomycetes; Diaporthales; Diaporthaceae
Exons: 1
Coding region: 1-1812 (603 amino acids)
Biological process (GO): proteolysis
Molecular function (GO): serine-type endopeptidase activity; tripeptidyl-peptidase activity
Source: RefSeq, a predicted model, not a curated record
AUGGCGCCGCUACUCCCAUCAGCCCUCUGGGCCCUUCUCCUGGCGACAGCUACACAAGCGAGGCCAGCCGACAAAUGGACAGUCCACGAGACUGCAAUGGUACCGUCCGGGUGGAAGUACCUUGGACAACCCGAGGUCGACACGACUGUGACGAGGAUUUCCAUCAGCCUGCGCCAACCAGGCCUAGACGAGCUGCGACGUCGUCUCGACCAGAUUAGCGAUGUCGACAAUGCCGACUAUGGCGCACAUCUGUCUCGCAGCCAGCUGGAUGCCUACCAGGAGCCGGCGGCUGGAGCUGUGCACGAUGUCAUGGAGUGGUUGAGCGGACACGGCAUCGAGGACCGUCUGGCCCAGAAGUCAUGGGUUUCCUUCAAUGCCUCUGUCGGAUUGGUGAACUCUUUGCUGAGGUGCAACCUUUCCCAAUAUGAAACGCCCCGGUCACACCGAGUCCUUCGGGCUACCGAGUACAGCCUGCCCAGUGAUUUGGAGCAGCAUAUCCAGUUCGUUUACCCGCUCACCCAGUUUCUGGAGAGCUCGGCCAAGAAGAACUUCAAUGAGAGAUGUGGUGUGGACACGGCGAAGGCCAGCCGCCGUCAGACAACAUGGCCUGCAUCUUGCUCGGAAAAUGUCACCCCGGACUGCCUGGUCGACCUCUACAACAUCACCUACACGCCGCCAGACUCAUCCUCCGGCAGCACCCUCGGCGUGGCUGGCUUCCUUGAAGAGUACCCUAACCAGUCUGCGGCCCGGGACUUCUUGAUCGCUCACAGCCCACGGAGAAGCGAUGUUUCUUACAGCCCGGACUACAACUUCACUGUUGUCUCCAUCAACGGCGGAGACACCAACAAUUCGGGCUCCGGCGGAGAGGCGCUCCUGGACACCUUUUACACAAUGCCUUUCACGCAGCCGCUGCCGGUAUCAUACCUCUCUACCGGAGGUCGAGGUAUGUACAUUGGCCCCAACGGCACGGACCUGUCCAACACCUCGGCAAACGGAAACGAGCCCUGGCUCGAAUUCCUCCAGUACCUCCUGGAGGUUGAAGACGAGAACCUGCCCAAGGUCCUGUCCGUGUCCUACACAGACGACGAGCAGACCACCCCCAGGCCCUACGCCCUCCACGUGUGCGACCUGUUCAUGCAGCUCGCAGCACGUGGCGUCUCCGUUAUCGUGGCAUCGGGAGACGGCGGCGCGGCCGGCAUAGCAAGCUCCACGAACUGCGCGGUGAACUCAGGCAACCCGGACGAGCCCCCGCAGUUCCUGCCUACCUUCCCUGCCUCCUGCCCAUACGUCACCUCCAUCGGGGCCACGGGCCGGUUCAUCCCCUGGCAGCCGGCCUCCUUCUCCUCGGGCGGCUUCUCGAACUACUUCCCGGCGCCGAGCUGGCAGGCCAAGGACACCGCGGCUUAUAUCAAGGGCCUGAACGGGACACACGACGGGUGGUACAACGCCUCCGGACGCGGCAUCCCCGACCUUACCCUCGUCGGCUCCAGGUUUCUCCUCGGCGGCGAGGGCGAAUUCGCCUUCACGACCAAGGGGACCAGCGCCAGCACGCCCGUGUGGGCCAGCAUCAUCACCCUGAUCAACGACAAGAGGCUGAGGGCCGGCAAGCCCGUGCUCGGGUUCCUCAACCCGGCCCUGUACUCGGACAAGGUGAGGGCCGCACUGACCGAUGUGACGGCUGGGUCGAUCGGGGGGUGCUCGUUGAACGGCGGUCAGGACUUCGUCACGGGGUGGGAUGCGGCGGCGGGCUGGGAUCCGAGCUCGGGGCUCGGGGUUCCUGACUUCGGCGCGCUGGUGGAAGUCCUUGGUUGA